AUGCAAGUCGAAGCACGACCCCCCGCUGAUGCUCCUCCCUGUGCGGCCCGUGAGAACCUCGCUCCGAACCGCUCGUCGAGCCCAUCCCUCUGCGAUCGCCCGCCGGCUCCAUUUCCCAGCCAACUGCUGAAAAUCCUGAAAAAGAAGCAAUUAUCCUCGUCGCCAAUCCCUGCAGACGUUGAACGACCCGUCAAAGCUCCCCAGGAGAUCGCCAAAACAGAUAUUCUCCCCGGCUCUGGCGUGAUUCUCAUAAGGCUGAUUUCGCCGUCCUCGUCCUUCUAUCUGAACAAGAAUAUGAACAACACGCAGAUGAAUGCCUCCGCUGCUUCGCCUGCCAGUUUUGCUCCCGAGUCGCCUCCGUCCGGUCGCUCGCUCGCAACUCGACUGCGCCGCCUGAGCCAGAUUCGUACCCAUCACUCGCACGCCUCCAACGCCCCCCAUUCUCCCACUCAAUCACGUUCGAAUCGGUAUAGCCUGACACGUGCGGUUGGCCUGGCUCUUUCCCCUCACUCCCCCGUCUUCGAUUCCGCCCCCGAUCACCUCUCGCACGACCUCCAUCCCAUUGUUGCAACGCAGUCUGCCCCGGAGCCGCGCCCCUCCCGCACCGUCAGGGUUGGCGCCCGGAGUGACCUCGCGAUCAACCAGACCAGCGGAUCGUCAAGCUCCUCUGAAGACCGCUCCGACGCUGCCUCCCACUCUUCCCGGUCCACUCCUGCGAACGAGCCAGAAAUCGUAUCGUCGGACACGAUGCGGUUCCGGGCGUCUACUGAUCCACCGGCGGCCCGGAUACCGUCCUUGCCGCUAGAGGAGGAAGAGCUUGCUCUGGACCCGGAACAGUCUCCUCUUCCCGCUUCAGAGACUCACCCCGAUGACUCUUCGCCGCAAGAUCCCGCAAAGACCAGGCCACUGCCCACGAUCCGCCUAUUCCCCCAUCAUGCUCAAUACUCGCGGCCCUCCCUACCAUUCACGCCCAUUACCCGUACCCUGCCCGAGGAGAAUUCGAUCAUCAAGGUAGGCCGCUACUCGGAGCGCGAUGGGGUCCCCGUUGCAAACCCGUCCAAGCCGUCAGCAGCGCCCGUGGGUUUCAAGUCAAAAGUCGUUAGCAGGAAACACUGUAUUGAUUUUCGAGGCGGAGAGGAAAUGAUUUUCAGAUGCGUUCGAAUUCGCAUCGAGUGCAACCGGACAUGGCAGCAGGGUCCGAACGAGUUCAAUAAAAACACAGAGAGUCUCAUUAAUAACCUUGGGAAGGGUGCGGAUGCCGACUACAAAGGUUGCAGGGAGUGCUCUAUCUGCCUCAACUCGGUUCUGCGGCCUUACCAAUGUCUUUUCAUGGCGGCUUGUGCACAUGUAUGGCAUUACAAAUGCAUCCGCAGAUUGAUCCAUACCCCAGAAUAUCCCAUGUUCCAAUGUCCGAAUUGCCGUGCCUAUACAGAUCUGAGUGCCGAUGUAGACGAUACGAAUGACUUGGGCGACGAAUCCCAGAUGGAACCUGUACAUUGUCGAGAUCAGCCUGCUGCAAGUCAGCCUUGUGAACCUGUGCCCCUGGCUGUAAACCAGGAGCCGUCAGCCGAAAUUAGCCAAACGAACGGCGACGGUCCUCCGCCCGCCGACCCUCCCCCUGAGGCUAUACCGACUACACAAUCGCACGAUCCGCCACCCGUCUCUGAUGAAGACGCAAAUCAAGAGCCAGACGACUUUCUCUUGGGGAACCCGCGGAGCGAAUCGAUAGACGAGAUCGCACGUAGUCCCAACAUUGACAUCCCGAUUCGGGGAUUGGCACGCACGAUAGAUGAGGCGACACAAAGUCGCCUGGCAACUUCAGCCAGUGGAUCGCCUCUUGUCCGCGAUAAUUUUGAAGACUUGUGGGGAAGCUCUCCAGAUGAAACCACGGCUUCAGCAUCCGCUUCUCCACAGCGCAUGGAUCAUCAAACCCGCGAUGAAGUGUCAGCGGCAUCAACAUCCCCCCCUGCGAGAGCCUCGCGUGACCCGUACCUGAACACCUCGAUUCCGAGUCCCCCGAUUUGCUCUCUAGUUAUCUCUCCGCGCGAGCUGCAUGACGACGAUGCGCUUGGAGCAGCAGUCGAGUUUCGGCAGCUCCACGAUAAAUGUCCAGCAUCACCAGCGACGCGGGACUCAUCCGUUUAUGAACUCUCACAGAUCAAAGCCUCGAAGAUCCCGUCUCUCUCCAUCGUCGUUGGUCUCAUCCUCGUCUUCCGCAAUCAAACCUCCUACAAUCGCUUCUGGGACGGCCGCAUCGCCCUGACCACGAUCAACACCGCCGCUCGCAACCUAACGCGAAACAUCCUCAUCAAUUCAUGCAAUCGGAACCGGCCCCUCACCGCCGCAGAAAAGCAGGACAUCGAGCGCACCAUCCGCGUCCUGAUCGCGUUUCCGUACGCGGUCAAGAACUAUCUACGCACCGAGUGGUCUGCGGGAUGGUCGGUGCAGCCGUUCAUCGGGCCCACCGACGAUGUCAACGGGAUUAAUGGCGGUGGCUCCUCGAAGCAGGAGUAUAUAGAUUUACUGCCUACGGGAUUCGAGUGUCUUGAAGACGAUGGGCUGUCCAUUCCGCUGCAGUUGAGCUUCUUUGUCGAGGGCUUUAUCAAGCGUGGUGUGGAGAGGGGCUGGUAUGAUCCGCCAGGCGCCAACUCGAUGGGGAACCACGUCUCAACCCUCAUCGAUGCGUACGGGAAGAUGGAGACCAUCAAAUUGACCCCUAUCCCCAUCGCUCAUCUGUACGUCGUCUUUCCCACCCCUGACCCCUGUUCUGCGUUUUUUUCUAACGUCACCGGUAGUAUUCAUCAAAAGCAAGUUCUCGCGCUGUUUGGCUGCGUCCUUCCCUUCGCCAUGGUGGAUGAUAUGGGUUGGUGGGCGGUUCCCAUCGUCAGCCUCGUCAUCUUCACUCUUUACGGCAUUGAAGGAAUCGGGUCGCAGCUUGAAGACCCAUUUGGGUAUGAUCGGAACGAUAUCAAGAUGGAUGCUAUCGUGGAAGACGAAAAGACUGAGAUCGAGGCCAUUUUGAAUGAGUGGAAGAGAGUCACGGAAGUUUCGGAUGAAGCGGUCGAGGUUAAUGGAGGAAGCGCUGAUGUUGAAAAUGGUGGUGCGUUUAGGAAGAGAGAGAUGUUUAUAUUUGCGAGAUGA
Messenger RNA from Uncinocarpus reesii 1704, 3141 nucleotides. RefSeq lists its product as uncharacterized. The record is from RefSeq and is a predicted model, not a curated record. Bases 1 to 3141 code for a protein of 1046 amino acids. Lineage: Eukaryota; Fungi; Ascomycota; Eurotiomycetes; Onygenales; Onygenaceae. The transcript is spliced from 9 exons. Gene Ontology annotation, molecular function: protein binding; chloride channel activity.